Acanthosepion pharaonis is the source of this 675-nucleotide messenger RNA. The record is from the annotation of a GenBank genome assembly. Lineage: Eukaryota; Metazoa; Mollusca; Cephalopoda; Sepiida; Sepiidae.
AUGUGUAUAUUUACCACUAAUAUUAUCUAUCUAUCUAUCUAUCUAUCUAUCUAUCUAUCUAUCUAUCUAUCUAUCUAUCUAUCUUUUCUUUGGCUAUCUAUCUAUCUAUCUAUCUAUCUAUCUAUCUAUCUAUCUAUCUAUCUAUCUAUCUAUCUCUGCAUUAUUCAUUUCUUUUCUUUCCUCUCCGUUUUUCAUUUCUUUCUUUCUUUCCUCUUUCCAUUUUUAUUUCCUUCGAAAGAACAGAAAAUACGUUUUAUCUUUAAAUUAUUCUCUUUUACUCUCCAUUUACCUCUACCUUCCUUUAAAUUUCUUUUUAUCUUUAUUUCUUUAAAAUUUAUUUCUUCCUCACCCUCUCCUGUAAUUUUUAUUUCUUUUCUUCUUCUUCCUUUCUUUCCUUUUCGUUUCUUACUUCUUUUCCAUCCUACUUGUCAUUUCAUCUCUCCCGCUCUACUAUUCAUUUCCUUCUCCCUUUUCAUCUCCAAUUUUCAAUUUUCUUUUCUGUAUUUGUCAUUUCAUUUUGAUUUUCUUUCUCUUUUUCUUUCUUUUUUUUUUCAUUUUCAUCCACCUCUUUUUCGUGAUAUUUUUAUUCAUUCAUUUUUCUUUUCCAUUCUUUUAUUUUUCAUUGAUUUUUUUUAUUUCCUUUAUUUCAUGAUUCCUUUUUUUUCUUUCAUCUGA